This is a messenger RNA of Ceutorhynchus assimilis (cabbage seed weevil), 474 nucleotides long. NCBI's taxonomy places the organism in Eukaryota, Metazoa, Arthropoda, Insecta, Coleoptera, Curculionidae. The record is from the annotation of a GenBank genome assembly.
AUGGCAUUAAAAGAACAAUUUGUUAGCUUUGCAAAAUUCGGAGACACUAAAGCUGACGGUAAAACAAUAACCCUGACUCAAAUCGACAAAUGGUUUAAACAAGCCCAAGUUUUCGAUAAAAAACUCACAACAACGGACACCGGGAUUGCUUUCGGCAAGUUCAAAGCCAAAAUUAUAACGUUGGAAAACUUUGAAAAGUUUAUAGACGAUUUGGCUGGUCAGAAGAAAAUGAGCGGAGAAGAAAUAAGGCAGAAAUUAAUUGAUUGUGGAACUCCGGGUACUACGAAAACUACUAAAGCGGUUGCUACAGGAGGUGUAGAAAGAUUAACUGAUACUUCUAAAUAUACAGGAGCUCAUAAGGAAAGAUUUGAUGAGAGUGGCAAAGGAAAAGGUUUGGAAGGUCGCGAGGAUAUUGCUGAUACUUCAGGAUAUGUGGGAGGAUAUAAGGGAAAGGAUACUUAUGAUAAAAAAUAA